UGAGCGAAGCCGAAGGCAACACAUCUUCCCUGCUGACAGCCCAGUUAAAAGUAGCAUCGCCGGGAAUCUCUCACUCCCUGGGUUCUUGGAACUCAUUUGGACUUAGGGUUUUACACUUUCACCUGCGGAGAACUAGGGCGCUCUGAAGGUUUCAAAAAUGUUUCUUACGAGGACCGAGUAUGAUAGAGGUGUCAACACCUUCUCCCCCGAAGGUAGGCUGUUUCAGGUUGAAUAUGCCAUUGAGGCUAUAAAGCUUGGUUCGACAGCGAUCGGGAUAAAGACCAAAGGGGGGGUUGUGUUGGCGGUUGAGAAGCGCGUGACCUCUCCUCUGCUGGAACCAAGCAGUGUGGAAAAAAUCAUGGAGAUUGAUGAGCAUAUAGGAUGUGCCAUGAGCGGAUUGAUAGCUGAUGCCCGCACACUGGUUGAACACGCACGCGUUGAAACACAGAAUCACAGGUUUUCAUAUGGCGAGCCAAUGACUGUUGAAUCUACUACUCAAGCUCUUUGUGAUCUUGCUCUACGAUUUGGCGAGGGUGAUGAGGAAUCUAUGUCGAGGCCUUUUGGAGUGUCUCUUCUUAUUGCUGGUCAUGAUGAGAAUGGGCCUAGUUUAUACUACACGGAUCCUUCUGGUACAUUUUGGCAAUGCAGUGCGAAAGCUAUAGGGUCGGGUUCUGAAGGAGCUGACAGCUCCUUGCAGGAGCAGUAUAACAAGGAAAUGACUCUCGAGGAAGCCGAAACUGUUGCUCUGUCCAUCCUGAAGCAAGUCAUGGAAGAGAAGGUGACUCCAAACAACGUCGACAUUGCGAAAGUCGCUCCGUCGUAUCACCUCUAUGCUCCUCCUGAGGUAGAAGCUGUUAUCAAUCGCUUAUAGAGGAUCAAUAAUUACUUUCAAAUUAUGCUUUCUUCCCCUUAUUUGCCACUCUGAGCAUUUUACCCCCGUAUUAUAUCUAUACUUUAUUAUUUUUUUCUUAAUACAUGACAUGAAAAUAUUUAGCAACUACAUUGUUUAAUUGAGAUUUACUUGCAACACA
Phalaenopsis equestris is the source of this 1031-nucleotide messenger RNA. Its product is annotated as proteasome subunit alpha type-5. Gene Ontology annotation, biological process: proteasome-mediated ubiquitin-dependent protein catabolic process. The transcript has 9 exons. Bases 158 to 871 code for a protein of 237 amino acids. The record is from RefSeq and is a predicted model, not a curated record. Gene Ontology annotation, cellular component: proteasome core complex; proteasome core complex, alpha-subunit complex; nucleus. NCBI's taxonomy places the organism in Eukaryota, Viridiplantae, Streptophyta, Magnoliopsida, Asparagales, Orchidaceae.